AUGCACUAUAAUUUCACGCAAUACAUAGCUUCUGAUCGCUUUGAUCUCAUCUAUAUAAGUGCAAGAAAAUGCACUUUAAUGGACACAAGCGAGAGCAAUCAAAGAGGCGAGCACUUAAAAAAAAGAACAGCGUGGUUCUAUCUUGCCCGAUGCGCAGUAGUGCUUAUGUGUUUGGGCAGCCUGGUGCCUUUGGGCAUGCUAUUAACACGCAAAAGCGACAGCACAGAGAAGCCGCCGCAGGCCGCCUAUCCCGAAGAAGACGUAAACGCGCAAGCCCCCGAUAACUCAGUGCCCGAAGUGAGCUAUUUGCGCGACGCCUGGGUCAAGAAGGCGUUUACCCACAUAUUUCGCAAGCUGCAGACGUCUCCCCAGAAGGUUUGGGAUGAAUUUGAGCCUCUCCGGAAAAUCAAGGUGCCGCUGCACACUGACCAGGAAAGGCUGAGCGUUCUGCUUGACCAGCUUAUGUGCUGUGCUAAAAACAAGGAUGCAUGCUUAAAGAACCGCAACGAGGCGGCGCUGCUGGUACGCAGCAUAUUUGCAAAGAUACCGGGGCUUCCUAACCAGCAAAGCGUGCACUACAUGGUGUUCUGUAAGGUCAUGUGGGGGCAUUUUGUUUCAAGAGAGGCGCUGGACACUGAAUUCUGGAGCGACCUGGACAACAUCUCCGAGGAGUGUGAAGACAGGCCGCCAAAGUCCGAGAAGCUGAGCACGCGGUGCAAAGCGGCUCUGUUACUGACCUUAUGUGCGGCGCCUGGCUUUUUAGUCCUGAAGUGGGGUUUUUUAACGCUGUUGCCUCUUCUGCAGGGGUCGGCGCCGGCUCCUUUGCUUCUAGAAUAG
This is a messenger RNA of Nematocida major, 837 nucleotides long. RefSeq lists its product as uncharacterized. Lineage: Eukaryota; Fungi; Microsporidia. The record is from RefSeq and is a predicted model, not a curated record. The transcript has a single exon. Bases 1 to 837 code for a protein of 278 amino acids.